ACUGUAAAAAGGACUCAUCACGACCGGAAAUUUAAAAGACUUCUGAGAAAGUUUUGAAUGCUCCUGUGAUCUGCAUGUCUUAAGUACGUUGCUCAGGCAUAUUCGAGUUACUCUCCACGAAAAAUUGCUCUGAAAGUCACCUGGGAACUAACUUGGCUGAAAAGUAGCAAAACUCUACCCCCGAGAAAGAUCCUGAAGGCCAGAAAAUCUAAACGAUGGACUCAUACCUCAUACCACUUGAUAUGAUAACAACACCUCCUAAAGACCACUUAGAAACACCCAUAUACGUGAAACACUUUGACAUUCAAGGAAAUCGGGUGCGACCGCCAAUGAGGUACAACAAAGUGGAAGGCAGCACCCUUUUCCUGGAAUACGUAAUGUCUGCCAAGGGUCCACAAGUGAUCGACAAGCUAAUGACAGUGGGCUUUCGUCCUGAAAGAGGCGAGGACACUGACUACUCAGAGAGCAUCUUAAAGAGAGGUAUUCUUUUUAGUGGCGAGGUUUACCGCUUCCUCGGCCACUCCAACUCUCAACUCAAGGAGAGAACUUGUUUCCUAAUGAAUGACUCGGAGGUACACAUUUACGAACUGCUUGCGGAGUUUGGCAAGUUUUCUCAAAUCAAAUCAACCGCCAAGCGCGCAAAAAGAAUUGGACUGUUAUUUUCGUCCUUCAAUCAAAGCAUACGUCUGGAAGAGCACGAGUACGAUGUUAUCGAUGACAUCAGACGCGGAAAUUAUAUUUUUACCGAUGGAUGUGGUUUUAUGUCAGAUUCGUUCGCUGUGAAAAUACAAGAUGUACGACGCCUUGAAAGCAAACCUUGUGUGGUACAAGUCAGGUACCAAGGUUUUAAAGGCGUCCUGCUCCUCAAUCCACAAUUAGACGACUCCCUAAAGGUACAAUUUCGUAAGUCAAUGAAGAAAUUUACAAUUCCGAAUGAGCAAAUGCGCCGAACUUGCACCACGUUCGGUGUCGUAAAGUGUUCCCAGCCUUAUACCAUUGGCUACCUUAACAAGCAGAUUACGAUGCUGUUAGCGGACAGCGGAGUUCUGCACAGCUACUUAACUGGGUUGCAGAAUGAUUUUCAUGCAUUGCUCAGAGAGGUCUGCAGCAGUGAACAAUCUGCUGAGUACUACCUGCGGAUCAAAGGUGAGCACAAAUUGCUCAAUUGGUUGCACAAAAAUGGUUUGGAAAGUGACCGCCUCCAAAGGGAACUCAAAAGUCUUCGUAAUAAAGAAAUUCGCAAGAUGCAGAAAGAAUGCCCUAGGGAUGGAAGCGACGAUGCCAGUCAAACGAAGGGUUCAAAGUGUAAGCUGAGAGUUCUUGUUCCAAAUUCAAGGGUAGUGUUCGGUGCAUGCGAUCCAUUUAACGAGCUUGAGUAUGGCCAGUGCGUUUUUCAGCCAACUCUCUUUGACGAGGUGCAGAUUGCAGAGUUUCAAGCAGCUCAAGAAGUGAUUGUUGUUCGGAAUCCCUGUUAUCAUCUUGGUGACAUUCGUGUCUUGAAACUCAUGAAAAACCUCCAAGAAUACGAGUAUCUCAGUGAUUGCAUCGUGUUCCCUACUAGAGGGAGCCGACCACACGCCGACGAAUCUUCGGGAGGGGAUCUUGAUGGCGAUGAGUUCUUCGUGAGUUGGGAUCUGGAUCUGAUUCCUCCAUGGCGCAGUGCUCCCUUUGAAUACUCAUAUACCAGUCCGCUCGUCACCAUUCCAAACGCGGUUAAAGGCUACAUGAAUCAGUUAACUAGUUACUUAAGAGAUUCCACUGCCAGCUUGGCACACCUUCAUAUGCCAUCUGUGUUUGGGUCGGUAGAGAAUGCCGAGAAAGCUGAAAAGGAGAAAGAGCGUAGACACAUGCUCGAAUACUUUACGUCUUUCAACAACGAUCUAGUUGCAAGAGUUGACGCCGUCUUCAUGAAGUAUGCUGCUCUGUACGGACCGUCAUGCAGUGAAUGCGUCUAUUUGACCAGAUUUUUUUCAGACGCCGUUGACAUGUUGGCGGAGAAGGAAAGGGUGCUCGCCAAGGUUCGGGAAUUGGAUCGCGACUAUCCGCGUGGAUUUUACCAAGAUGCAUCAGCGCGACAACCAGAUUUCUUAGGAAACAUCCUGAUCCGGAUGAAAAUGAGGAAACCCCCAUUCCAACAAGGAGAUGACGUGUGGACCCGAAUGGAAGAUAAAACGCGAUCGUUUGUGGAGGAAAUGUCAGAAAGACACUAGACUCGACCAACACGAGUAUAUUCAGAAAUCUUGUCAAAACAUGCAAGGGCUAAAUAAUUCUGCUCAAGUCUUCAUAUGAUAUUGACCAUGUGAUAAGUGUAUAUAUUUACAAGUUUUUUUGCUCCCCUCAAGAAACAUUUCGUAACUGAAGACUAUGAUAAGCAGGUUCGUCAACGUCGGAGUUCCCUGCUCUCAUAUCAACUCAUCAUACAUGAAUUUUGCGUCCUCACUAAAUCCAAUAGUCCCUUUUACAGUUGUGGGCUUGGUGGCCAAGCCUUUGAACAGGAGUGGGCUAAGGGUGACCCUGUUGUG
Molecule: messenger RNA, 2522 nt
Organism: Stylophora pistillata
Lineage: Eukaryota; Metazoa; Cnidaria; Anthozoa; Scleractinia; Pocilloporidae
Biological process (GO): siRNA processing
Cellular component (GO): nuclear RNA-directed RNA polymerase complex
Molecular function (GO): RNA-directed RNA polymerase activity
Source: RefSeq, a predicted model, not a curated record